Sclerotinia trifoliorum is the source of this 3143-nucleotide messenger RNA. NCBI's taxonomy places the organism in Eukaryota, Fungi, Ascomycota, Leotiomycetes, Helotiales, Sclerotiniaceae. The record is from the annotation of a GenBank genome assembly.
UUUGUCAUAAAAUAAGUUGAGCUUAAUAAAUAAAUCACCCACCCUUAAUUCUUUUUCAUAUUCUGUGUUCGCUAUCACUUCAAAUUGUCUUCUUCGCAUUGCUUUACCUACCUACUCCUAUUUACUACCUAUUGUAUUAUCUAUUCAUAUCCCAGAGCUUCUAUCAAAGUUCUAGAGCUAGCUACUCUAGUCCUGGUAAGGCGGUCAGCUCUCCUCGCGCGGAAACAAACUGACCAAUGACGCAUGUUGUCUUUUUAGACAGACCUACCUAACCUCACAAAAAUCGAGAGAGAAAAAAGUUUUCCCAAGCAUCCAACGCAACAAAUCCACAAUUCGCCUUCUGGAGAACCUAUUCCAACACCUCAAAUACAUUCGCAUUGCUACCUCCUAUCCUGUGAAGUUUCCAAUGAAUACACAUUAUUAUUGAAAUUGCAAUCUUUGCAACAAAGUCACGGUCAGUGUUGCACUUGACCGCGAUACAACUACUCUAUCAAUACUUCUACAAUCCCCUAUGAGCACUAAAGAUCUACUACGCUUCCUUUCUAAGCCAGCAAAGUAAGCAUUUUCAACUAUUAUCCUUAUCUGCCAGUGUAUCCUUCUGCAUCACAAUGUCUCCUACGAGCUCUAUCCGAAGACCUAAGUCUGUCGUCCCAAGUACACUUCCUCCCAUAUGUGUGGAGAUGAACAGCUUGGUGAUUUGAUUCGUAUGGUCUAGUGACUUGUAAAAAGGAUUCACUUUCUGAAAGCGGAGAUUUAUUCAGAAACCUUUUUUCUCUCUGGCCAGCCCAACCUUCUUCCUUCUUGCUAACGGUUUCCCUUCUUUCUUUAGGCCCAGAUAACACCAGCCACGCCCCCGAACACUCAAACAAACUCGAAUACCUAAACUUGCAGAUACUACUCGUCUGCUAGACCCGAUAUCUUCUCACGGUAUCGGCAUCUAUCAGAGCGAGCCCAAAGAAUCCAACAUUCCUUCGGAAAAGGACUUUUUCAUCCCCCUUUGCACCCGACCUCCUUAACGUCCCCUACGUGACGUCUAUAUUCGAAACAUCUUGCUGGCUUCGCCAGCACAUACAAUAUCCCACGGUCCUGUGGGCCUUCUCUUCUCAGUCGAACACCGCAAGGUUCGUCUGGGUGGCAGAUAGUGCUUCACAGUACUUUGCCAAUUCGCAAAAAGACACAAAUACCCGGCACCAGGGCAUAAAUUCAUUACUACGUGCAUUAUCACACUCUAAAUUUCAGAGAUGGUCAACCUCGAGAUUCCAUCCCAAUAUACAUUUUCGCCUUCUGAAGGUACACCUCAACUUACUAUCAAUCGAGAUGCUACUAUUGAUCUCGAUUCUAGCAAUGCAUUCGAAGGUUUGUAUAAUAGAAUUCUAUUCCAGAGAGGUAAAUGCUAACAAUAGUAGGCCCAGAAAAACUUCUAGAAGUUUGGUUUGCUCCAUCUCCGAAGGAUCUACCUAUCGGUGCUAAAGAGGAUGGACUCAAGUCCGUCUCGGCCGAAACAUGGACAGGAAUGCUAGAUCUUGUUAACUGUAAAGUCUUGUCAGUCGUCGAGUCUGAACAUGUGGAUGCAUACCUUCUGUCUGAGUCCAGCAUGUUUGUCUUUCCCCACAAGCUUAUUCUCAAGACUUGUGGUACUACUACCCUAUUGCUCGGGCUUCGUCGAAUGUUGCGAAUUGCGGCCGUUCAUGCAGGCUUCCCAGCCCAAAAUUGCAAAUCUGUUGAAGACGUGAAAACAGCUGCAAAACCCUACCGAGUCUUUUACAGUCGAAAGAACUUCUUAUUCCCUGAGAAACAGCAAGGUCCACAUCGUAGCUGGAAGGAUGAAGUCAAAUACCUCGAUGAUAUGUUCUUAGGUGGUAGCGCAUAUAUGGUUGGCAAGAUGAAUGGAGAUCAUUGGUAUCUAUACUUGACCAAUCCUAACACCGAUCUUACACCACCGCAAACUCCGGAUACAGAGAAGUCAGUCACUGAGACGAAAGUUUUGAACAUGCCUAAUGAGGCGUUGUCUGCCAUGAAUGAUGAUCCUGCUCAAGGCCCAGAUGAGACCCUGGAGAUUCUCAUGACUGAUCUAGAGCCAAACAACGCUAAACAAUUCUAUCUUGAUCACGCGGUUGCGGCCGCGGAGAGUAAAUAUGCGACUAGGGCUUCGGAGGCGCGAAAGGAUGCAGAAGAUAGUCUUGGUGAAUUGAGUCGAACUGAUUUGAGUCUCAGUGGCACAACAGCCGGAAGUACUGACACCGAUGAAACUUUCGACGUUUUCAGCAACACAUCUUCCGAUCACAAUGGAGGUCUUGUCACACCGGAUGAUGAUGUAUCCUUCCCCGAAGAGCUGGGCACUGAGGGUCACGCACUUGGUACGGUAGUCUCUGAAGCUUGCGGUCUAUCGGACGUCUAUCCUACCACCAAGUACCCUGAUGCACGCGUUGAUGCCUACCUCUUCACUCCUUGUGGAUUUUCAGCCAAUGGAGUUAUUCCAGCUCCUGAUCAGGCGGGCACUGCCACUCAUUAUUUCACGGUCCAUGUUACGCCCGAACCUCAAUGCUCAUAUGCAUCAUUCGAGACCAAUGUCCCUGGUUGCCAAAGUGGACGUGAGACGGCUGAUGUCAUUGAGCACGUUGUUGAUAUCUUCAAGCCUGGGCGUUUUAGUGUCACCCUCUUUGAAUCGAAAAGUAACUCGGCCGAGGGAAGAGAAUUAACAUUGCUUGGUGAUGAUGUAUCGGCCAUGAAGAUUGCAGGUGCCGCCCGCUUGAGAAGUGCAAGAAUGGAGAAUAUUCCUGGAUAUCGUAGAGUUGAUAGGAUCGUACACGACUUUGAUGGAUACGACCUGGUGUUUCGUUAUUACGAGCGUGUUGGUUGGGAAGGGGGAGCUCCACGAGUUGGAGAGAUUGAUUAAGUGGCUGGGAGAUUACGCGACCUAUAAAUUCUUAUCACAUCACUCGUUUCGUUUCUAAGUUUAUCUUUUCAUCCUUAGCUAGUCGAGUUAUUCAUUGGAUUGAGUCUAUCCUCAACUAUCCUUUCCUUGCCAUCAGCCAAUACGCAUAAGCGGCAUCAAGCAGACAUAAAUAGCUUAGCAAAAUGUUAUACAACCUCUCAUUCAGAAUUCAAGAUUCAAUAUGACACAUUAUGCACGGCAGAAAAUU